AUGCACCGACGUUUCCUUGUCUCUGGACUUCCAGAGACUCUGCCUCCUCUCCCACCCUCGCCUGCCCCUCCCUGCCUUCCCUGUGUCGAGGGGCGGCAGUGCGCCGUUCCUCACUCCUCCUCGUUCCCCCCGACGACUGCUCCCCUGCAGACCCUCCACAUGGAUGUGUGGGGCCCAGCCCGCGUUCGUGGACAGGACCGCGAGCGAUACUUUUUGCUGGUCGUUGAUGACUACACGCGUUACACCACGAUCUUCCCCUUGCGCACCAAGGGUGAGGUCCCUGAUGUUUUGAUCCCCUGGAUCCGCGCUGCCCGUCUCCAGCUCCGCGAGCGGUUUGGGACGGACUUUCCCGUCCUGCGUCUGCACUCUGACAGAGGUGGUGAGUUUGCCUCUGACUUUCUGCGGGACUUUUGUCGUGGGAAGGGCAUUCGCCAGACGUUCACGCUCCCGGCCUCACCGCAGCAGAAUGGGAUUGCUGAGCGCCGCAUUGGCUUAGUCAUGGAGGUCGCUCGUACCUCCAUGGUCCGUGCGGCUGCCCCCCAUUUUCUGUGGCCGUUUGCGGUCCGAUACGCUGCGCAUCAGCUCAACCUCUGGCCCCGUGUCUCCUUGCCGGAGACCUCGCCCACACUGCGUUGGACGGGGAAGGUUGGCGAUGCGUCAGUGUUUCGGGUCUGGGGUUCUCGUGCCUUUGUCCACGAUACUACCGCGGACAAGCUCUCCGCCCGUGCUAUUCCCUGCGUCUUCCUUGGCUUUGUCCCUGACGCGCCUGGCUGGCAGUUUUACCACCCCACCUCGCGCCGUAUCCUGCCCUCUCAUGAUGUCACGUUCGACGAGCCGGCUCCCUUUUACCGUCUCUUCCCCUACCGCACUGCUUCUCUCCCCCCCCCGCCGCUCUUCCUUGCACCAGGUCCUCCUCCGGUAGACCCCCUCCCCCCUCAGGAUCCUGCUCCCUCAGGUGUGUCCCAGGUAGACGCCGUCGAGCCUGUCGAGGUAGCGGUUGACUCUGGUGCUGCUACUGGGGGUGGUGCUGCUGGGGGUGCUGAGCCUGAGCGUGAGGAGCCUGGGGGUGCUGAGCCUGAGCGUGCGGAGCCUGGGGGUGCUGAGCCUGAGCGUGUGGAGCCUGGGGGUGCUGAGCCUGAGCGUGUGGAGUCUGGGGGUGCUGAGCCUGGGGUUGCUGAGUCUGAGGGUGUGGAGCCUGGGGGUGCUGAGCUUGGGGGUGCUGAGUCUGGGGGUGUUGAGCCUGCGGUUGCUGAGACUGGGGGUGCUGAGUCUGCUGGAGUUCCUGCAGGUGCCUCGUCUCGGCGGGAGCCUCUCUCUCCACCGGAGCUGCGCGAGUGCUGCUAG
Molecule: messenger RNA, 1344 nt
Organism: Closterium sp. Naga37s-1
Lineage: Eukaryota; Viridiplantae; Streptophyta; Zygnematophyceae; Desmidiales; Closteriaceae
Source: the annotation of a GenBank genome assembly